Anarrhichthys ocellatus (wolf-eel) is the source of this 10033-nucleotide messenger RNA. It is a transcript of the gene notch2, whose product is annotated as notch receptor 2. NCBI's taxonomy places the organism in Eukaryota, Metazoa, Chordata, Actinopteri, Perciformes, Anarhichadidae. The transcript is spliced from 35 exons. The record is from RefSeq and is a predicted model, not a curated record. Gene Ontology annotation, biological process: Notch signaling pathway; multicellular organism development; apoptotic process. Gene Ontology annotation, cellular component: cell surface; plasma membrane; signaling receptor complex. Gene Ontology annotation, molecular function: protein binding; calcium ion binding; signaling receptor activity. Bases 476 to 7993 code for a protein of 2505 amino acids.
GUCGUGUCCAUGAUAAAAAUGAAGGAUAAUAUCGAGUAAUGGGAAUUUGCUAAAGCGGUGACAAAACUCUCUUAUUUAGACACAAGCGUCUACGUUUUCACCAUCUUUUAAGCCCGUCGAUAGAUCCCCUUCUGACUUCAGCGGAAGGAUAUGUGUUUUCGUUUCUUCACUCUCAGUGACUCCAGUGACUGGUGAGCGCAGAGAGGUGGAAGACUUUUUUUUUUUGGGUGCCGUGUGUGUGACUACUACAAGUUUAAUUUGUGUAUUUUAAACCUUUUUUUCUUAACGUAACGACUCGUAGAAUACAUGUGAUGAAUACUAACAUGUUGUAAUUUUGGCGCUACGAGUCGUUUUUUGCCUCAUCUUAAUUGUGUGAGAGCUCGUUUCCAACGAGACUUUUUUGGAGAACUAUAACCGUCCCGCGGGAGACAGCUCAACUUUGGGCUCGCGACCUUAUGUGGAUUUUAAAGACAAUAUGGAGCAGAUCCCCGGUUUCUCCUCGGGCAAAUCACUAGUCUUUGUCUUCUGCUUCAUUCGCCUCUCUUUGGCUCUGCAAUGUAUGGACGACAAGGCGCCGUGCGUCAACAAUGCUACGUGUCUGACCUUCAACAAUGGCACUGAGUACUGCAGGUGUGCACCAGGCUUCCUGGGUGAGUACUGCCACCACAAGGACCCUUGUGACCCGGGCUUCUGCCUGAAUGGAGGGAACUGCUCUGUGUCCAUGUUAGCGGGCGUACCCGUGCCAGGCAGCGCAGCCUGCACCUGCGCUCUUGGCUACACCGGACAGCACUGCCAAACUCCCCAGAACUCCACGUGUUACCCCAACAACCCCUGUGCCAACAAGGGUGUCUGCGCCCUGCUGUCCCUCGACAAAUACAAGUGCGAGUGUCCCAGAGGAUGGACAGGACCGCAGUGUGAGCAUGAGGACAGCUGUCUUUCUAGCCCCUGUGUCAACGGUGGGACGUGCAGCUCUCCAUCUGCCGGCAGCUACACGUGCUCCUGUCCUCCUGGCUACACAGGUCCUCGCUGCCUGAAUGACACGAAUGAAUGCGCUGCCACGCCCUCUAUAUGCCAGAACGAAGGCUUAUGCGUCAACACCCCUGGCUCCUACAAGUGUACCUGUGACCCAGGGUUUACGGGCAGACACUGUGAAAGCUCGUACAUCCCUUGCUCACCCUCACCAUGCCUUAAUGGCGGCACCUGCCACCAGAACUCUGAAAUCAGCUACUCUUGCCACUGCCUCCCAGGUUUCAACGGGACUAACUGUGAGAGCAACAUUGAUGACUGCCCCGGUCAUCAGUGUGCCAAUGGAGGAACCUGUAUGGACGGAGUCAACACCUACAACUGCCAGUGCCCACCAGAGUGGACUGGUCAGCACUGUACCGAAGAUGUGGACGAGUGUCGUCUGCAGCCAAACACUUGCCAGAACGGCGGUACCUGCAGCAACCUGUUUGGCAGCUACGUCUGUGUGUGCGUUAACGGCUGGAGUGGACCCGACUGCUCUAUAAACAUCGACGACUGUGCGACAGCUGCGUGCAGCGCAGGCUCCACAUGCAUCGACCGCGUGGCGUCUUUCGUCUGCCAAUGCCCCUACGGAAAGACAGGCUUGCUCUGCCAUAGAGAUGACGCCUGUAUCAGUAACCCCUGCAGAGAGGGUUCUCAUUGUGACACCAACCCCAUCAGUGGCAUGUUUAACUGUAACUGUGCACCUGGGUAUGUAGGUAGCACCUGCAACAUCGACAGAGACGAAUGCAGCAUUGGUACCAACCCUUGCGAGCACGGCGGUCAGUGUGUGAACACCGACGGCUCCUUCACAUGUAACUGUGUGAGGGGUUACGCUGGGCCGCGCUGUGAACAAGACGUCAACGAGUGCGCUUCGAGCCCCUGCCAGAACGACGGCACAUGUCUGGAUCGCAUCGGGGACUACACCUGCAUCUGCAUGCCUGGAUUUGAGGGGACUCAUUGUGAGGUGGAGAUAAACGAGUGCAUCAGCUCGCCCUGUCUGAACCAGGGGAAAUGUCUGGACCAGGUCAGCCGCUUCGUCUGCGAAUGCCCAGCAGGCUUCAGCGGUGAAAUGUGCCAGAUCGACAUCGAUGAGUGCUCCAGCACGCCCUGUUUAAACGGGGCCAAGUGUAUCGACCGACCCAACGGAUAUGAUUGUGAAUGUGCUGAAGGCUUCACCGGUCUACUUUGUGAGGACAACAUCAACGACUGCGUACCAGAGCCAUGCCACCACGGUGUGUGUAAAGACGGCAUCGCCACCUUCUCCUGCGAGUGCCAACCUGGAUACACGGGCUCCAUCUGUAAUAUCCAGGUCCAGGAGUGCCACAGCAACCCAUGUCAGAACCGAGGACGCUGCAUUGACCUGGUCAAUGCCUACCAGUGUAACUGCCCACCAGGAACCACAGGGGUGAACUGUGAGAUCAAUGAAGAUGACUGUGCCAGCAACCCCUGUGAGAAGGGAGAGUGCCACGAUGGCAUUAACGAGUACAAAUGUGUGUGCACCGCAGGAUAUACAGGACUUAAAUGUGAAGUGGAGAUCGACGAGUGUAACUCAAACCCGUGUAUGAGUGGGGGAAGCUGCCUCGACAAGGUCAACGGGUUCUACUGCCUGUGCCCGCCCAGCACCCACGGCCCUCUGUGCCUCUCUGGGACCGACCACUGUGCUCCUCGGCCUUGUGCGCACGGAGACUGUAUUGAACAGCAACACGGGUAUCGUUGUGAGUGUGAAGCUGGCUGGGAGGGACAACAGUGUGGGCAGGAAAAGGACGAGUGCCAGCCCAGUCCGUGCCAAAAUGGUGGCACCUGUGUGGACCGACACAAUGGCUACACCUGUCAGUGUCAACCUGGAUUCAAAGGUGUGAACUGUGAGAAGAACACAGAUGAAUGUGCAUCCGGGCCCUGUCUGAACCAAGGCAUUUGUAUAGACGGAGUCAACACUUAUUCCUGCCAAUGUAGUCCGCCAUUCACAGGUAAAUUCUGUGAGGUGGAACAGGUUCCCUGUGCCUCUCAUCCGUGUGAGAGGGGAGGAGUGUGCCGUCCGUCUGCAGACUACACCUCCUACACCUGUCGAUGUCCUGCUGGUUGGCAAGGUACACGCUGCACCGAGGAUGUCGACGAAUGCAGGAAGAGCCCUUGCAAAAAUGCUGGUCGCUGCAUGAACAGCCCGGGCAGCUACACGUGUAAAUGUCAACCUGGAUACAGCGGACACAACUGUCAGACAGACAUUGACGACUGCUCACCAAGCCCAUGCCUGAACGGAGGCUCUUGUGUGGACGAUGUCGGGAGUUUCUCCUGUGACUGCCGCCCCGGUUUUGAAGGGGAGCGCUGUGAGACUGAGGUCAACGAGUGUACCAGCCAGCCCUGCAGGAACGGUGCCAUCUGCCGGGACUACGUCAACAGCUUUGUGUGCGAGUGCCGACCAGGCUUUGAUGGAAUCAAGUGUGAACGCAACAUCCUCGAAUGUACCGAGAGCUCCUGUCUGAAUAAUGGGACUUGCAUUGACGACAUCAACACCUUCUCUUGCCGUUGCCGUCCCGGUUUCUACGGGACAUUCUGUGAGUACGAGCAGAAUGAGUGCGACUCUCAGCCCUGUAAGAAUGGAGGCACCUGCACCGAUGGCCUAGGCACCUACCGCUGCACCUGCCCUGUGGGAUACAAUGGACAGAACUGCCAGAAUUUCGUGAACCUCUGCAGCCAGGUGCGCUGUCACAACGGCGGCUCCUGCUCUCAGACGUCGACCUCCUGGACCUGCCACUGUCAAAUAGGAUGGACGGGACAUUACUGUGACGUCCCUAACAUGUCCUGCCAGGACUUUGCCGCCAGGAAGGGUCUGGAGGUUGAAAACGUGUGCAAGAACGCCGGGCGGUGCGUGAAUGUGGGCAAUUCCCACCGGUGUCAGUGCCAGCCAGGAUACACGGGCAGCUACUGUGAUGAGAUGGUGGAUGAGUGCCAGUCAAACCCUUGUCGCAACGGAGCUACAUGCAAAGACUAUCAGGGCACAUACGAGUGCAUAUGUAAACCAGGCUACCAGGGAGUGAACUGUGAGUAUGAUGUUGAUGAAUGCCACUCAAGGCCCUGCCUCCAUGGAGGAACCUGUAUCAACCUCAUCAACCGCUUCACCUGCGCCUGCCCACCUGGAGCCCACGGGCUCCAGUGUGAAGUCAACGAGGAUGACUGUGCCCCCAAGCACGGCUCCUUUGAACCUCGCUGCCUGAAUGGAGGACAGUGUGUGGACGGCGUGGGCCGUUACACAUGCUCCUGCCCUCCAGGAUUCGUUGGGGAACACUGUGAGGGGGAUCUCAAUGAGUGCCUGUCUGGGCCCUGCCAGGCCCCCGGCAGCCUCGACUGUGUGCAGCUGGUCAACGACUACCAGUGCCGCUGUCGCCUCGGAUACACCGGUCGUCAUUGUGAGUCCAUGGUGGAUCUGUGUCUGUCUAAGCCGUGCCACAAAGGUGGCAUCUGCUCUAUGAACAUGAGCUCAGUCCAUGGCUACACCUGCUCCUGUGUUCCUGGCUUUACUGGGUUCAACUGUGGCGAAAUAGAGGGCUACAGUUGUACAAAGCUACGUUGCCAGAAUGGCGGUCGCUGCGUGGAGUCACCUGGCCACCUGUACUGCCAGUGCCAGUCAGGCUUCAGCGGACCACACUGUGAGAAUGAACAGAGAUGUCCAUGGAACUGCCAAAAUGGAGGAACCUGCAUCAAAGACCCAUCCAACCCGUACCAGUACAGCUGCCGCUGUCCGAUGCACUUCUCGGGACCAUACUGUGACAACAAACUAAUCACGCCACGCACUCCAACGUGCCCCUAUCUGCAGUGUGAGCAGCAUUCGGGGGAUAAGGUGUGUGACGAUCAGUGUAACAACCAUGAAUGUCAGUGGGAUGGAGGCGACUGCUCGCUCAACUGGCAGCAGCCCUGGGUUAACUGCGAUGCCAGUGUUCCCUGCUGGGAUCUCUUUAAGAAUGGCCAAUGUAAUAAGGAGUGUGACAACCCUGGGUGCCUCUUUGACAGCUUUGAGUGCCAGGAGACCACAUCAUCCUGCAAGUAUGACAGGUACUGCGCAGACCACUUUGGGAACGACAUCUGUGACCAGAGCUGCCACACGGAGGCUUGUGGCUGGGACGGCCUGGACUGCUCCACUGACACUCCAGCCAUGGUGGUAGGUGGCACGCUGAUCAUCGUGGUCCGGCUGCAGCCUAAGGAGCUGCUUGGAGACAUGAGGGGUUUCUUGCGCUCGCUGGGAGCCCUGCUGCACACCAACCUGCAAGUUAAGCUAGAUACAAAUAAGAAGGCAAUGGUUUACCCUUACUAUGGGGAGGAGCAUGGACGACAUAUACAGACGAGCAGAAGCAAGCGGGAGCUGGAAGUUAUUGGAUCUGAGGUGCACCUGGAACUCGAUAACCGUGAAUGUUCCCAGAGCUCUGCCCACUGUUUCUCCAACAUUAAUGAGGCCGCGUCAUUCAUUGCAGCAGCACACAUGAAGGCUGAACUGCCUUACCCUCUGGUGUCUGUUACAGCUGGGCCUCCAGAUGACUCACCAGUUCCAACGCCUCUGAUGUACCUGGUUGGAGUGGCCGUGGUUAUUAUUCUGCUGAUCCUUGUGCUGGGGAUGCUAGCAGCCAAGAGGAAGCACAAACAUGGCGCCCUGUGGCUUCCUGAUGGCUUCUUGGCCAAUAAGAAUGACAAAAGGCGAGAGCCUGUCGGACAGGAUGACUUUGACAUGAAGAAUUUCAAGACCCAGGAUGCCAUGAUGGAUGGAGUUCAGAGUCAGAGGUGGCUGGAAGACGAGGUCCCACCCAAGAAACAAAGAACUGAAGACAAACCCUUGCUGCCCAUCGCUAUGGAUGGAGGUGUUGACCGAAGGGAGUGGACCCUGCAGCAUCGCAAGGCUGCUGACAUCUCGCUCACUCCCCCACAGGCCGACCUGGAUGCUGACUGUCUGGAUGUUAACGUCAAGGGACCUGAUGGCUUCACCCCAUUGAUGUUGGCAUCGCUGCGUAAUGGUGGAGGCCCGGACUGCAGCCUGCAUGGAGGAGAAGAAGAGGAGGAGAGCGGAGGAGAUGAACCAGGGCCGAGUGUCAUUUCAGACCUGAUCGCUCAGGGUGCUUCUUUGAUGGCUCAGACUGACCGUACAGGAGAAACGGCGCUCCACCUGGCUGCCCGCUACGCUAGGGCUGAUGCUGCUAAGAGACUGCUGGACGCUGGCGCUGAUCCCAACGCCCAUGACAACAUGGGCAGAACUCCUCUGCAUGCUGCCGUGGCGGCUGAUGCGCAGGGAGUCUUCCAGAUACUGAUCCGUAAUCGUGCAACAGAACUGGAUGCCCGGAUGAACGACGGCACGUCUCCACUGGUCCUGGCAGCCCGGCUAGCUGUGGACGGCAUGGUGGAAGAGCUGAUCCACUGCCAUGCUGACAUCAAUGCUGUAGACGACCACGGCAAAUCUUCUCUUCACUGGGCAGCUGCAGUUAACAACGUGGAGGCCACACUCGUGCUUUUGAAGAACGGAGCCAACCGUGACAUGCAAGACAAUAAGGAGGAGACCCCUCUGUUUCUUGCAGCCAGAGAAGGCAGCUUUGAGGCGGCUCAGGUUCUCCUUGACCACUACUCCAACCGCGACAUCACCGAUCACCUGGAUCGGCUGCCCCGCGAUACCGCUCAAGAACGCAUGCAUCACGACAUCGUGCGCCUGCUGGACCAGUACAAUUUGGUUCACAGUCCACACAGUGGCCCGAACCACAUGGGCGGAGGAGGAAACGUUAUGUGCGGGGCCAACGGAGUGGGCUUCAUCGGCAUGCGCCCCGGGCCCCAGGGGAAGAAGAGCAGGAGGGGCGGAGGUGGAGCGAAGGUGGGAGGCGUUGGAGGGGGAGCGAAGGAGCUGAAAGACAUGAAGGCAAAGAGAAGAAAGAAGCCCGCUGGAGGAGACGGGCUGGGUGUAGGUGCUGGAGUGGGAGGAGGAGGUGGCGGAGGAGGAGGAGCAGGAGGUACAGCAGGAGGGAACGCGAAUGGCGUCAAGGCAGCAGCAGGACUUCCAGAGAGCUCUGUCACCAUGUCACCCGUUGACUCCCUGGAAUCACCGCACUCGUACACCGGCGACGUGUCCGGCACCGUCUCCACCACGGCAAACUCCCCUCCCCUCCUGAGCAGUCCGACCUCCAGACCAAUGCUGCCGCCCGUCAGCCACAUGCUGGGACAGCAGCCGGGCUGGGUGGGCAUGACCAAGCACGGCUACGGCGGCCACAUGUUCGGCCUCGUGUCGCACCAGAUGGGGGGAUCUCACCCGGGCAUGGGCCAACACCACGGCCAGGGCCCGAUGCUGACUCCCAUGAACGUCACCAUGAGCAGAGAGCAGCUGCCGCCCAUUGUCACGUUCCAGAUGAUGGCCCCUGGAGGAGGCCAGGCCAUGCUGAAGCAGCCUCAGCCGGGGCAGGUACAGGUCACACAGUCCCAGGGCCAGAACCAGAAUCAGGGUCACUCCCAGCAGGGGCCAGGCCACCUCCGAUGCCCCCAAGGUAUGAUGUACCAGAUGCCUGAGCAGAUGAGCAUGGCGCACGGGCUCUCCCACGCCCUGCAGCACCCCCACACCGUCAGCCACGGGGGCCACGGCGGGAUUGAGGGCCAGUCUCGGCCGUUGCCCUCCUAUCCGCCCAUGCAGAGCCCUGUGGAUAAGUACCCCACUCCCCCCUCCCAGCACAGUUACACCACCACUGGCUCAGAGGGCACCACCCCGGGCCACUCUGCCCACCCACCCAGCGAGCACCCGUAUCUCACCCCCUCUCCCGAGUCCCCGGAUCCUUGGUCGUCCUCUUCGCCACACUCUAACUCGGACUGGUCUGACGUCACCACCAGCCCCACCCCUCUGGGGAACCCCCACCACGCACUGCCGUCUUCGCACCACACACACAUUCCAGAGCAGGUGCAGCUGCAGCCGCAGUCGCAACAGAUGCAGCAGGCCUCUCAGCAGCCUCAGCUCGGCAACAUGCAGGUUUUUGCGUAGGCCGCCCGGAGGGAAGCAUAAACAGACUGACUUUGGGGUUCUGUGUAGUUGCAUAAUAACACGUGAACUCGUGUCUCGUUGAUUCUCUUUCUGUUCUUCAUUAUAGUAAUCGGUCACUUCCCCUUUCAUGUUCUCUUCUCCUCUUUGCACUGACAAAAACUGCAUAGUUUCUAAAAACGUCAUAGAGUAUUAUCGGCGAUAUCAAAAGUUCUCACUUCCAGAAAAGAAUGUAGUUAGCUGUCGUCACGAGAUAACAUCAGUUUCCAUGCAGAUCCUGGGAUCCCAGCCGAGCAUCCUCUGCCGAAGUCAAGACUUUAUUUUUUUGGCCUUUGGCACACAAACUGUUUUAUUGAGGGAUCAACGAGGAAGUGCCAACCAGAUGGCGGCCGGCUGGUGUUGCAUCAGACAGACCGUUCAGAUGGACACUGAGACGGGGCGGAGGACGUUCUGCACUGAUAUUGUCUAACAGUGUCACUUCUUUCUGCUAUAAGCCACCCUUAUGUGUAGUUUAAUGUGAUUAGCCUGCCAAUACUAACCCGUCAUCGCAACCGUUCACUCUACUUUUUUAAUACGAUGGGUCACAUUCAAUUGAUGCUUUAAUUUCAGCAAAACUACCUAGUUGUUGCCUUAUUGUUUUUUUUUAUUCAUGCAUUGUUUUUUAAUGUGCUAAAGGGGGAAUUUUAUAAAAUGCUGUCGCAUGACUAGAAAGACAAACAUCGAGUAAAUUACAGAUUAAAUAGAAAUGCACACACACGUGUGCAUGUUGUUACUAAAUGGCUCUACACUUGUGCUAACAACGUAAAUGUAUUUACUGCAUCGGUUACAGUUGCUAGAUAUUAGUGUUUCCCGUCAAAACGUCUGAACACACAGAAGGUUCAAUAAAUGCGUUUUUUACUUGCAUGCAGUCGGAGCACUGAGAGCAGAGUAUGUGUCGAAGAAAGUUACAGUUACUGUUACAGAAAAAACAAGAGAAAGUUACUGUGGAUGCAGUUACACAGUGUCUUGCCACAGACGGUACCACUAUAUCUCACGUGUUGUUGAGGGAUUAAUUAAGCUUGACAAACUUUAUGCAAAAACAUAUGUUGGUUUUAGUAUGUUGUAUGAUGAAAUGUACAUAGACUUACAGCACAUUCUGCUUGUUAUUACUGAGCUCGAUUCGGCAAAGACAUGUUGACUUUAAAACGUCUGUUUCUGUUGUUUUUUUUUAUAUGAAUUCUGUUCGCACUUCUCGAAUGAUCCUGAAUGUUACAGAGGUGCAUGUUUUUACUUUUAAACGGCCUCCUUGCUAAAUGUUUUCUCUUUUCAAUAAUCAUUUAUAACCAGUUUUGCCUUUUGCUUAACUACAAUCAGUGUAUCUCUGCACCUUUUUAAUUGUAAUGAUUCAUAAACCAAGUCUGGAGGUGAGUAAGGUUUGAUAAAGUAUUUGUUUUUUUUAUCUUCCUUCUUAAAGUUGACGUUGAUCAUAGCUUUGUGUGACUGCUCUGUGAACACAGACAAUCAUUCACUGUUUUGUUUUUGAAACUUCAAAAAAGAACAUUGGUGUCUCUUUAGACCAAAUUAUUAUUAUUUUUUCUGCCAAAAAAGUACAUCAUGUCCAAAUGUAUCAGUUGUUGCCCUUGUUUUGAUAGAUGCAUGACACACAUCCGAUACCAAGAAAUGUUUGGGUUUGAAUUACUACUGCAGUUGUGUCUGUGAACAAACCACACGAUUCACCGGGGCGUGUCUCUGUCCUAAUGAUGUCCUAGUUUACCAAUUCUUGUGUACUGUUGAAGUGUCAGUCAGCCUUUUUAUUUACAAUUGAGCAAGUCAGUUCCCAUUCAUAUGCAAGGCCAUGUGUCUAUUUUCUGUAUAUAAAAUGUUUUUUUGUAUUGUACUUUCCUCUGUUAACCAAAUAGCCUAUAAUAUACAUGCCAUAUGAAGUAGUUGUCACCAUGUUUGUAAACGGUAGAUGAACUAAAACUGAUGAAAAAAUAAGUUGUCAAGAAAACCCAAAUGAUCAACCAAAUGUGCUUCCUGAAAUAAAGCCCAGAUCUUCGUAGA